Molecule: messenger RNA, 1353 nt
Organism: Anthostomella pinea
Lineage: Eukaryota; Fungi; Ascomycota; Sordariomycetes; Xylariales; Xylariaceae
Source: the annotation of a GenBank genome assembly
AUGGCAACCGCCCGCCUCGUCUUUCGCAUAGCCUACACCUCCGUCUAUGUCCUACUAUGUCUUCUGCUCGCCACCCUGCUCCUCAUCGUCCCCGGCGACUUUGUGCGCCAGGCUUUGAGCACCACCCACCAGGUCAUCAACCUCAUCGUCAUCGCCAUCAUCUACGUCCUCACCGUGCUGAUCGUCCUGUUCGUCUAUGCGCUCCGCCUCUAUGUCACCCGCAGCGUGCUCGCCUCCAUCCCUAAGACGUGGAUCCCCAUCGAGAAGGGCGACGUCACCAACGAGGUCCGAAAGAUGAUUGUCGCCAGCCUGGGAAGAAGCGCCGCCAUCGCGUGGGAGGCUCGCCCCAAGGUCCUUGCACUCGAUGCUCUGCAGGCCAUGUCCGAGGACGCGGCAGGCGAAACAAGGACGAGCGAUGCGCAGGCCAAAGACGGCAGGAAGUCCCUCCAACUGUUCAGGCCAAAACCCCCUGCGACCGCUGCGGACGAGAUGGGCAUUGUGCUUCCGUCGCUGCGACCCGUCUGGGGCGACAUCGAACAUUACGGAUGGGGCUCGCCGGCCUCUCCGGACUUGCCCAACCUUCAGUACAGCACUGUUCUUUCUGAACUGCCGAACCUCGUCGAGGCCAAGGCAGUCUCGCAGGCGCCUGUAGAUCAAAAUUCUGCUGCAGACACGCCGACCCUCGACCUCGACGCCGUCGCUCUUCUUCAACGUGCUUCCGAUAUGACCAUGAGAGACUAUGUUGUUCACCUCACCAGUCUUGACGUAGUGUGCAGCUCUCAGAGUACAUCUGGGUUUCUGGACAUCUACGAACGCGCUCGCUUCUGCACACGCCCCUUAUCCAACGCAACGUUCCGGCGGCUCAUGCACCUCUUGGCUGAGUUGUUGCGGGACAUGCAGCCGUUGGACCCAUCUGUUCUAUACGGCGCCCAGGAUCCCGAUGCCAGUUAUUCCGAGAGCGACGGGCAUAUCGAUGAUGACGCUCCUCAGGACACCACCCCUACCACACCUGCUCGGAGCAUAGCUAGUUCGCCCAGCUUCAGCAGGAGCAGUACGCGUUCGCGUGUCCCGCGUAGACCUAAUCUCUUGGCUCGAAACUCGUCGGCAACUACUUGGCAUCAAUAUCGUACUGCGCCAACAACACCAAAGAGUAAGGCCGGGAAGACGGCUGUGGCCCGGUCACCCAGUGCAAACAGUGCCGACAGCUUCGCCCAGACAAGACAGCCGUAUUCUGUUAGCCAGGCUUCAAGCACGAGCUUACAAUCUGUGUCCCAAGGUUCAGUCAUCCGACUUGCCACAGGGGGCGACAAAGGCGAACUGCCUUAUGUUUUACGUCUCACGGACACACUUUGA